This is a messenger RNA of Numida meleagris (helmeted guineafowl), 3176 nucleotides long. RefSeq names its product thymocyte selection associated family member 2 (gene THEMIS2). Lineage: Eukaryota; Metazoa; Chordata; Aves; Galliformes; Numididae. Gene Ontology annotation, biological process: T cell receptor signaling pathway. The record is from RefSeq and is a predicted model, not a curated record. The coding region runs from base 762 to 2510 and encodes 582 amino acids. The transcript has 5 exons.
GAAAGCUAUUCUGGAGCUGCAGAUCUCCAAAAUGCUGUUCCCAUCUCAGCAGCCUCUGGGGUUGGUGUGUGGGGCCAUUGGCCCCGGGGACCAUGCUCAACCACUUUGGCAAAGGAUGGGGUCUGUCUCAAUUGCAGACCAAGCCAGGCGCUGCCGUCUGUCCUGCAGGUGUGUGGCUCUGGCUGCUGCCUUGCCCACGGCUGAGGCUGCUGCACCCAUGCGUGGUCUGGAUCCACUGACCCCUUCUGCUCAGUGUAAGGGAUCCCUUGCACAGGGCAGGGGAUAUUUGUGCUGGGGGCAAAUGGGAUCUGAACGCCUGGAGGUGAGCGGGCUGGAGGUGCCUGUAUGGAGUGAGGGCUGCCUGGGCACGGCGCUUUGUCUCAGCCACAGAGCUGGUGUACAGGACACGUACAGUGGGAACAGCCUGGGCAAGGCAGGCUGAGCUAUCAAUGCAGCCAGGGCAGCACCACAGUGGAGCUGGGGGCCCGUGCCUUCAGCCACCCUCAGCACCAGCAGCACCAGCAGGGCAGGGCUGGGCAGCACCGGGCAGCAGUGGGUGGCAGGGUGUGGGAUUCAGCAGGAUGUCAGCCCUUCUGUGCAGAGCGGAGAGCUGCGGGCAGAGAGGGGCUGUGGCCAGAGAGGGAACUUACUCCUGUGAGAAGCAGAAGUGAAAAGCGUGCAGAAGUGAAAGAAGAGCCCAGAGCUGUUUCCUACAUCAUCCACUCCCUGCAGAGUGCCCCUCGGCACCCAGCAGUGCGGGCAUGGAGCCCCUCUCCUUCCAGGAAUACAUCUGCUCCCUGGACCCCGCCACCCUUCCCCGCAUCCUCAGGAUAUGCUCUGGUGUCUACUUCCAAGGGUCCGUAUAUGAGAUCUCUGGCAAUGAGUGCUGCCUGUCAACUGGGGACCUGCUGAAAGUCACGGCUGUCACGCUGCAGAAGGUUGUCUGUGAGAACGUGCAGACAGGGCAGAAGACAGAGCUGCCACCGACAUUUAAGGGUCUUUUCCAGCCCUCCCCAGCUGCACCGCCGUGCUUUACACCAGAGGGACCCUCCCAGAAGGACAGCAGGCAGAAGGGCCUGACCCUGCACCAGGCACUGGAGCAGAGCGGCAGGCAGACGCAGCCCCUGCUGUGCCCCGCCAUCAGCCCCCACGCCUUGCUCCUGAGCCCUGUCUACGAGGUGCAGGCUACCAUGCACCUGCGAAGGGACCAGGUGAAGAUCCCCUCCACGCUGGAGGUGGAUGUGGAGGACGUGACACAGGAGUCGCAAGACGUGCACUUCGCCCAGCCGCUGCUGCUGAGCGAGCUGCUGGGGAUGGAGGAGGUGCUGCCAGCCCAGGCCGAGAUCCUGGAGGGGCCCCACGGCUCCACCAUCUUCGAGAGCUCCUGGGUCUCCCGCCUGCAGAAGGGGCAGCGGCUGCAGAUCCAUGGCUGCUCCCACACCUGGAGGGUGCUGGCCUCGGCCCGCAGCAGCACCCGCCGCUUCCUCCUCUCCAGCGCCUACCAGGGCCGGUUCCGCCGGCGGCCUCGGCAGUUUGCCGGGGUGCAGGAGCUGGCGGCCGGCCUGCAGCCGGGCCAGCGGCUGCGCGUGGUGGUGACGCAGGACUGCGAGGGCCGUGGGGACGACGUGCCCCCACUCAGCGUGGGCGACCGGCUGGAGGCCUGGCAGCUGCUGCAGACUGCGGGCGGCACCUCGCUCCUGUGCCAGCGCCGCAGCGAGGAGGAGGAUGAUGAGGAGGAGGAGGAGGAGGGCGAGGAGCUCCUGCUGCCUCUGGACCUGGGGGGCAGCUUCGUGGAGGAGGUGUGCGACAGCAAGAAGUACAGGCUGGCGGAGCUGCUGGAACGGCUGACGCUGCCGUGUGACGUGCGGGUGGCGGCCACGGACCCGGCGCUGGAGCGGGACGUGCUGGGCUCCUUCUCCUCCCUGCGGCUGGAGGCCCGCAUCUCCCAGCCCUUCCUGGUCAGCAGCUUCUGCGAGGAGCCGGACGAGGGCUUUGAGAUCCCGCCCCAGUGGCUGGACCUCUCCCUCAUCCUCACCGAGGAGCCCGUUGGCAGCCAGGCGCCAUCCACGCACCGCUCCCAUGUGGAGGAGCUGACCGAGGCCUUCUACUACCAGCUGCUGGCACAGCUGCCGGGCGGCUCAGCCCCUCCACCCCCGCGGCCCCCCAAGCCGAAGGCGGCCAAUGGGAAGGCACAGGCACGCACGGGCCGUACCCAGGGGCAGAGGGACCAGGCACACUCCAGAGGAAGGCACCCUCCAGCCCCCCCGCACCCCACCAGCCCCAAGGCCGUCCAAGCUCCUUCACUGCCCGAGAAGGCAAAAAGCCUCUCCAUCCAGCGGAGCACCCCCAACAAGUACAGCCCGUGCCCCCGCAAGCCAGCAGCCCCCCAGCUCCACGGCGUUCCUGGGGAUACAGAUGUGAACAGCAGCAGUGAUGAACACGAUUACGAAACCAUUGAAAGUGGCAUUCAAAAGACAAUUCACAAAAUGCAGGCUAUUUUUCCUUUUUAAUCCUCCGGUUUCCGAAGCUGCCUAGACUCCAAUUAUUCUUAAACCUUAUCUUAAAUUAAGGCUAUUAAACAAAGGCUGAAUACAACCUCAGGGACUCACAGCACGACCUCUGUCUGCCUCAGUUGUGCAGAUAUGUGCCCACUUUCCUCAAAUGCAAGCAGCUCACAAGCCUGAGGAGCAGCCACACGGGCAGAACAAAUCCUCGCUGCUCUGCUGUGGCUGACUGUCAUGCUGCAGAUCGUGUCCUCAGGCCGUUGCCUGUGGGACUCUCCAAUUGCAUCAGAGCAGCAUACAGUUGGGCAACCAUCCUGGGAACUGUGUAGCCACCAAGGUGUCAUUGAGAUGCCAGCCAAGGCUCCAGGACGUAUCUCACCCUGCUCCUCUACUUUAACAUCACCCACACACUUUUAGCAUAGCUUGGUUGGAUGUGCCAUGCUCAUCAUUAUUUCAGACUGAAAAGCUCUAAGACUUUCUCCUCCGUUGUGGUCACUUUGCUGGAAUCUACAAGAUGCCACCGGUGGCUUUCCCUACAUGCCCUACCCCUACCAGGCAGUGCACCACCGGUCACCAGGAGCACCGACACAGGGCAAUUUCUGGUCCUACCUGCUUUACACUAGAAGCAGGUACAAAUCAGAGCUGGAAAAUAAAUUUUGUAUUUCAUUUAUU